Suillus plorans is the source of this 1402-nucleotide messenger RNA. RefSeq lists its product as uncharacterized. The record is from RefSeq and is a predicted model, not a curated record. Bases 188 to 1288 code for a protein of 366 amino acids. Lineage: Eukaryota; Fungi; Basidiomycota; Agaricomycetes; Boletales; Suillaceae. The transcript is spliced from 5 exons.
UGAAUAUCUGAUGACCAGCACACUUCCAAUCAGGUAGUAUUUCAUUGAGCAAUGGAUAAUAAUACAUCUUUGACAGCCAAAAUUAUCUCAGGCUCCCUUAUCUGAUCCUCUCUAUCUCCACCCCCUUUAACACCAAAGUCCGGACAUUCAGCAUUCAGUGUCUGAUUUCCCAAGAUUAACAUCCAGCAUGAACGGUUCUUCCCCUUCCACUCCUGAUAGUAUAAACAUCUGGCGCACUUGGGCCCUGACUGUGACUUAUGAAGCAGGGGAAUAUACCGAACAGAAAUUCAAGGCAGAGAAGACUGGAGGAGGCCCAGUCAUACCUUCCCCCAACCUAGACACUGAUCUGGUGAUGGCGUGCGAUCGCUUGGCUGAUGUACUCAUAAAGGCAUAUAAAAAUCCCAUUCAGAUGCAGGUGGAUAUUGCAAGAUAUAGCAAAUUGAUCUCCCCGAAGGACACCGGGCAUAAUGAACAGAGAGAGGCUAGGUUGCUUGAGAGGUGUCCUCCUGGCCAUGAAGGCAAAAGGUUGGUCGACGAACCUGCCACAAUUCUCGAUGCAUCCAGUGCCAUCAUCGCAUGGUACCUCCCAGACGCCCUGACCGACACCACCCAGAAGGAAAUCAGGGAAGCCACCAAUUUGCUCGCUCCAAGCCUCGAAAAAAGUGUAAGGGCUGAUGGCAAUUGGCGAACUAAUCAAAAGUGGUUCAACCGGGGCUCGGAAGAUGUUGGGGCAACUCCCGGAUGCAUCAAUUUAUCUCCGGCAUGGUUUCAACAGGGACACGAGAAUGUGUCCGAUCCGGAGGUAUCUGCAUCAUUGAAGGGACCUUCCUGCGAGAAUAUCCUCAAAGCCAUUUCAAGGCCAGCAGCCAUCGCGUCCGCGGCACUCAGAGUCAUGCAUCCUGAGCAGUACUGGGCAGGGUUGCGAACCUUGUCAAACCUAGGACAUAUAGCAGUAAGCAAGGAUCUGCCACAGAUGCCGGAGGCCCUGCAGUACUGGGCAUCGGUGUUUAACACCCUCUCCAUCAUUUCCAAUCGGGAAACCCCAAAUCAUCGAGACCAUUUGUCCAUUGCUGAAUGCUUCGACAUUCUCACCACCGUGGGGAACUAUUCUAAUGCUCGGAUGACAAUGCCAAGCCUUCAGCUGGAGUUCAAGAUUGUGAGACAUGGAGUUUAUGAUGUGGAAGGGGAUCGGAUUGCUUGGGCAUGGUAUAUGAGGGAUUCUGUUCACAUUUACGCUGGUGUUCCAUCAUGUGGAUGGGCUAGUGUGGAUGGUCCAUACAGUGUGUGAAAGAUCAAACAAAGAGCAUGCAUUGUGACCUAUAUACAUUCCAACAAAUGAAUACCAUGUACCAAUAGUUAUCUGGACCUCAAUACUCAAUUGUGAGCAUUUGCGAAGUGAUAU